This is a messenger RNA of Talaromyces proteolyticus, 1334 nucleotides long. RefSeq lists its product as uncharacterized. Lineage: Eukaryota; Fungi; Ascomycota; Eurotiomycetes; Eurotiales; Trichocomaceae. The record is from RefSeq and is a predicted model, not a curated record. Bases 1 to 1080 code for a protein of 359 amino acids. The transcript has 4 exons.
AUGUCAGACCCCAGCAACCGACCUGAAAUUCUAGUCAUUGGUGGGACUGGGGCCCAGGGAAUACCCGUGGUUGAAGCCCUCGGCAAGAGUGGUCGAUACACAGUUCGUCUAUUUACGCGAGACCCCAAAUCAACUCGAGCCCGAACCCUUGCCAUGCUUCCCAACGUGAAGAUUCACCAAGGGAAUGUUACCAGUCAGGAAGAUCUCCAUGCUGCUUUCCGUGGAGUAUAUGGGGCAUGGGUAAACACAGACGGCUUCACGUUGGGAGAGAAGAAUGAGCUUUUCUACGCCAUUCGUGCCUACGAAAUCGCACUGCACGAGGGCGUAAAGCAUUAUGUAUGGGCGAAUUCUGAUUAUGCUCUGCGAAAGGCGGGCUGGAAUGAGAGAUACCAUUGGGGGCAUAAUGAUGCAAAGGGGAGAGUUGGUGAUUUCAUCUUGGCGCAAGGCCAGCAGCGGAUUAAGAGUACCUUGUUUACUACGGGCCCGUAUAUGGAGAUGCUGUUUGAUGGGAUGUUUAAGCCCGAGGAGCGUGAGGAUGGCACCAUUGUGUGGGCCAAUCCAGCUGGCAACGGGAAAAUACCUCUCAUUGCACUAGAUGAUGUCGGGUCAUAUGUCUUGUGGAUAUUCGACAACGUUGAACGCUCAGCCGGAGUGGAUCUCGAGGUAACAACCGACCAAGUCUCGUUUCAAGACAUCCUCGAGGUCUUUAUCCGCGUCACCGGGAAGAAGGCCGUCCAUAUUACCUUGUCGAUGGAGGAAUAUAUGGACAAAGUCGAGCCAUACCCAAAUGCACCUGCCAACUUCAUUGGGGGUAAGAACAGGAUCGACGACGAAUCCAACAUGACCUGGCGACAGAAUUUCACCGCGUGGUGGCGCUACUGGUCUGAGGGAAUCGGUGCGACGAGGGACUUUGCAUUGUUAGAUGAGAUAUUCCCUGGUCGAAUCAAGAGUUUAGAGACAUGGAUGAGAAAGGUGGAUUAUCAAGGAAAGCCCAAGCAGGUGUUAAAAAAUUUGGAAGAUUUGAAAGCUCAAUUGGCCGACACAGGCCAGGAGAUCCACGGACCUCACAACUCCGGAUGAACAUUCCACGAGCUUCACCUUUUAAGUGGUGAUCUGGUAGAGACUUUCAUGUCGUGAAGGGCUGUAGCUUGAGUUUAGAGUACAAAAUAUUUGCUUUUUUAUGUCGAGCUCUAAGAGAUUAACCCUUUCGUAUGAAAGUUUCAGUAAAUUCCAUGAAUAACGUUUGGGGCCAGUUUCCUCAACCACAAAAUAUAGUCAGCAAGUAGGAACAUAUCUGGAGUCUACUAAGCGGGGCUUUGGCCAUGAUAAGAGCA